Messenger RNA from Letharia columbiana, 846 nucleotides. RefSeq lists its product as uncharacterized. The transcript has 2 exons. The record is from RefSeq and is a predicted model, not a curated record. Bases 1 to 846 code for a protein of 281 amino acids. Lineage: Eukaryota; Fungi; Ascomycota; Lecanoromycetes; Lecanorales; Parmeliaceae.
AUGGCAGACAAUACAUCAGAUGAUUCGCCAGCCAAUAGUCCAAUCUACACUCCAGUCGCGCCCAAAUUUCCUGAGCAGACAUACCGUGACAGAUCUAGGUCUCCCAACUCAGACGACUCGGAAGGCGGGCCAUCAAGACCUAUUCCUAGGAGUUCCAACAAUGAGCCGAGCCAAUCUUCCACCGAGAUCGACCCAUCCGCAGGAUCAAUUGGACGUCUCUACGUUGACCCAGCUCGUCUUACACCAGACCCUUUCCGUUCACCUCCACCAGGUCCCCCAGGUGUGAACCCUUUCAUCCGCCUUCCCGUACCGCCCCAACCAGGAACAGGCCGACGAGGUUCGAGGCCCAGAACCGCGCAAGGGACUCCUCCGCCUAGCCGCCCUUCCACCAGGGGCUCGGCUACCGUAACAGUAUCCAACACCGCUCAAGCGGGCGAUGCUCCCCAAAGGACCGCUGGACCCGCCGCACCUCGCCGUCCGUCCGCGAAGCGUACGAUCAAGCAAGAAGACUCCAACAGCGCGAACUCCACCCACCGAACCCCCGGUGCCGAAGCCUCGGCCGCUACGGGACCAUCAUCCGACCCCCACCCCUCCGGUAAAGGCCAAAGCGCGAAGCGCCGUCCCAAUGCCCGGAAAUUGCGACCGCACAAGAAUCCCAAACCCAAAUCUCGUCGGCCGUAUGUGCGCGUCGCGGAUCGAGAAGAGGUUGUGACGGGACCGGCGAGGAGUACGAGAGGGCAGAAGGAGAGGGCGGGGAGGAGGGGGAGGGUGGAGUUUGGGUUUGGCGAUUUGGAUCGGUUGGAGAGGCGGAGGAGGGAGGAGAGGAGGGCGGAGAGGGAGGGUUGA